AAAUGGUGGAGGUAGUUGAGAUUGAAAGUUUGUUUAAUCAUGCCAUGAAGGGGCAAUGGAGCGAAGUGUUAGAUGCAUACAAGAACAACCCUCGAGCGUUGGAAGCUAAAGUCACAAAAGCAGAAGACACUGUCUUACACAUCGCUGUUUAUGUGGGCCAAACCAAUUUUUUAACGACCCUUCUUGAGAACAUUAACGAAGAUGUGUCUCUCUCUAUACUAAAUAUACGAAACUCAAAGGGAAACACUCCUCUGCAUUUAGCAGCAGAAUUUGGGAAUGUGGACAUUUGCAACACUAUAGCCAAAAGAGACCCAAAACUCAUUUUGUGUCACAAUUUUGAAGGCGAGACCCCUCUGUUCUUGGCAGCUAUUCAUGGUACCAAAGCUGCGUUCUUUUGUCUCCAUGGUCACCUUCAAGACAAAGAUGAUUACUCGCCAUGUGUUAAGAGCAAUGGGGACACGAUUCUUCAUUCUACCAUCUCUAAUGAAUACUUUGGUAUGGCACUUCAAAUAAUCCGCUUGUACCCAAAUCUUGCGGACUCUGUCAAUAAGGAUGGCUUAUCACCUCUUCAUAUUCUUGCAAUGAAGCCUAAUUGUUUUAAAAGCAGCACGCGGAUGGAGUUUUUGGAUCGUAUGAUCUAUAAUUGUUUGCUUGUUGAUGAGCUGAAGGAAGAAACAGAGAACAUAAAUAGUAAUAAAGGAGAUGCACAAAUUUUUAACUAUCCAAUGAACUACGGAACAUGCCACAGCUUCUUAUAUUUGUUGAAGAAUGCAGUUAAAGUUAUAACAAUAGGCACAAAGAAUAGUAAAGCUGGAACUGAUGAUGAAGAGAAUCUCCCACAGUCAUCUCCUAUAUUUUUUUACACAAUGCAAGACCGAACAAGGAAAGAAAAGAAGCUCAUACGGUUCCCUCCAAAUUGGGAAGUGUUCAUCCGAUUUCUAAUCUUAAUGAUGAAGGCCUUGCUGAUACUUUUUGGUGUGGGAGCGUCUUGGAUAGACAAAAUCCAACGAAGGAAGGAGAAACACAUGUGGGCUAAGCAAGUGAUGGAUGAAUUGAUGGAGCGAGCUUCUUUGUACAAGUAUGAUUAUACUGGAAACAAUUCCUUUGCUCUUCAGCUUGGCAAUGGUAUGGAAAACAUAGACAGUCACAACAUGAACAAGGGAGAAAUAGAGAAAAAGAGAAGGAUGUCAGUGUCACCAAUUUUAAUUGCAGCAAAGAUGGGAGUGAAUGAAAUGGUGGAGAAGAUCCUUGACACCUUCCCAGUGGCCAUCCAUGAUGUGGACUCUGCCAACAAGAAUGUUGUUCUUUUGGCAAUAGAGAACAGGCAGCCUCGUGUCUACAAGAUGCUCACAAAGAGGAAAUUAGUAAAGGAAACUGCAUUUCGUCACAUAGACAAUCAAGGUAACAGUGCAUUGCACCUUGCUGCCAUGUAUAGGGAACAUAGGCCUUGGCGUGUCCCUGGUGCUGCCAUGCAAAUGCAGUGGGAAUAUAAGUGGUAUAAGCUUGUUAAGAAUUCCAUGCCACCAAAUUUCUAUGCACGUUACAAUAACAAGGGACAAACAGCUAAACAGGUUUUCAUCAACAGUCAUGGACAUCUUGUGAAAGAGGGGAGGAAAUGGCUGUCCACAACCUCUGAAUCAUGCUCACUGGUUGCAGCACUUGUUGCAACAGUUGCAUUCACAACCUCAACAGCAAUACCAGGUGGUGCCAAUGACGUAACUGGUGCACCAGUGUUGAGUGGACAACCUGCUUUCAAAGUGUUCGCAGUAGCAUCACUUGUGGCACUGUGCUCAUCGGUGACAGCACUCGUGUUGUUUCUUUCAAUACUGACAUCUCGGUACCAAGAAAAGGAUUUUGCUAUGGACUUGCCAAGGAAGCUUCUGCUUGGAAUGACUUCACUCUGGACAUCUAUAGCAUCAAUAUUGGUAUCGUUUUGUGCAGGACAUUACUUUGUCCUUGAAGAUGGAGUGAAAUCUUCUGUUUAUCUGAUAUAUGGUGUGACUUGUUUGCCAGUGUCGUUUUUUGUGUUGGUUCAACUCCCUCUCUACUUGGAUCUCAUGUUGGCCAUAUUUCGGAAGGUUCCUCAACGCGUUUAUAAGGUCUUCUCUCAUUAGUUUCUUUGCUAACUUUGUUAAUUCGAGUUCUUUUUUGUUUAAAACUUGCUUCGUUAAGUCGUUGUUAUAAAUAAAAAUAGUUAGCUAAAAAGGGGGCAUUCCGAGAAUCGAACU
Molecule: messenger RNA, 2228 nt
Organism: Cajanus cajan (pigeon pea)
Lineage: Eukaryota; Viridiplantae; Streptophyta; Magnoliopsida; Fabales; Fabaceae
Source: RefSeq, a predicted model, not a curated record